AUGGACUCCCUGCCAACAGUUAGUGAUCAAGUCAAAGCUGCAGAUGGCCGACGCGACAGCUUCAGCUCACAAACCUCGCAAACCGCAAGACAGUUUAUCGACUCCCAACUUCAGCUAGAGGCCGAUGCGCGCGAAGCUCUGCCUUACUCCUUCGAUUCCUGUACAUAUGCCCUUGGGCCGUUACGACAGAUCCUUUUCGCUUGUCUGACUUGCAACCCCACUCCCACCAAUCCCGACGAACCCUACGAUGCCGCUGCUGUAUGUUACUCAUGCUCGAUCUCCUGCCACGGUGAACACGAAUUGGUCGAGCUCUUCAACAAGCGCAAUUUCGUCUGCGACUGCGGAACCACUCGCAUGCCCUCUUCCUCCACUUGCACACUGCGUGAAGAUCCGAAGACUGGAAAGAAAGGCGUUCACUCUCAAGAGGCUGCUGCAGGCAACUCUUACAACCACAAUUUUCGCAAUCAGUUCUGCGGCUGUAGCGAACAGUAUGACGCUCAUAAGGAGAAGGGAAUCAUGUUCCAGUGUCUGGGUAUUGGAACCGUCGAGACAGGAGGCUGUGGUGAGGACUGGUGGCACCCGGAAUGUCUGAUCGGGGUACCGCGUGAUUGGAACAAGGCAGAGCCCAAGAUCAAUGUCGAUGGUGAUGCUACCAACGAUGCUCACGCCGAGUAUGAAGAAGCUCCACUUCCGCCUGGAUUCCCCCUUGAGGAUGACUUCCAUCACUUGAUCUGCUUCAAGUGCAUUGACUCGAAUCCCUGGAUCAAGCCAUAUGCUGGAACGCGCGGUUUUUUACCUCCGGUUUUCAAAGAAGGUGGACUGAAGAACACACAGGCGGCAGCCAAUAACUCCGCUCCCAAGAUCGAGGCCCAAGUAAUUGAGCCCAAAGCGCCAGAGCAGACAAACUCAAAGAAGCGCAAGGCGGAUGACAAGGGCCAUCCCGAGGAUGAUCAGUCUAUCAAGCGGACCAAAGAAGAAUCAGUGCCCGCGGAGGACCAACAACCUGGACUCGCAUCCAUUAAAGAAGAGCCAGUCAAGAAAGAGGAAGACACCACUCCUCUGGUCCCCUCCGCCCCCAAACACACCACCCUCCCCGACACCACACCAACCGAAUCAUUUUCCCUCUUCGCCCUAGAAGACUUCCACGACCAACUCUGCCGCUGCGCAGAAUGUUUCCCCAGACUCGCACCUCACCCCCAACUCCGCGAAGAAGAAGAUACCUACGAGCCCCCUCUCUCAGAGGACGGCGAUGCCAAUGGUGCCGCCAGCACAGGCACAGGUAGUAUUCUCGAGCGCGGCGAAGCAGCCUUCAAUAACAUUGACCGCGUGCGCGCUAUCGAGGGUGCAAUGGCUUACAACCACCUCCGUGACAAUCUUAAGGAGUUCCUGAGACCCUUCGCUGAGAGUGGACAAGCUGUCAGUGCCGAUGAUAUCAAGAGUCACUUUGAGAAGCUGCGUGGUGAUGACCAGGGCAUUAAAGAUGCUGCUGGUCAUGCCUCUGCUGUUGGUGGUGGUGAUGAAGAGGGUACCGAUGGAGAUGGUCGUCGCGAGCAGAAUGGAUACUGA
This is a messenger RNA of Penicillium antarcticum, 1566 nucleotides long. Its product is annotated as putative metaphase-anaphase transition protein (Mlo2). NCBI's taxonomy places the organism in Eukaryota, Fungi, Ascomycota, Eurotiomycetes, Eurotiales, Aspergillaceae. The coding region runs from base 1 to 1566 and encodes 521 amino acids. Gene Ontology annotation, molecular function: zinc ion binding; ubiquitin protein ligase activity. Gene Ontology annotation, cellular component: cytoplasm. The record is from RefSeq and is a predicted model, not a curated record. The transcript is spliced from 4 exons.